Molecule: messenger RNA, 1844 nt
Organism: Glycine soja
Lineage: Eukaryota; Viridiplantae; Streptophyta; Magnoliopsida; Fabales; Fabaceae
Product: protein JINGUBANG-like
Exons: 1
Coding region: 229-1482 (417 amino acids)
Molecular function (GO): protein binding
Source: RefSeq, a predicted model, not a curated record
UACCACAAAUGACAACACUCUUUCUCUCUCUAUCUAUAGUCAAGGUAGCCGUUGCACCUCUUAACACUAUACAAUCAUAUUAACUCUCACAUAACAUAGCAUUUCCCUCGUCAACAAGGAACCACCUUCUCUCUCUCUCUCUCUCUCUCUCUCUCUCUCUAUAUAUAUAUAUAUAUAUUUUCUUCUCCACCACAACGCUCCUUCCUUCCACCCGUUUUCUUACCUCCAAUGAAUUCCCUUGUUGCCCAAACCGAAUUUUCCGCUCCAAUGGAUUUAAAACCCAAACUUUGGAACACACCACCUUCAACUUCUAGCAGCUGUAGUAGCAGUAGCUGUAGCAGCAGCAGCAUCAGCAGCGAGAGCGAUGAGAGCCCCUUCUGUUCCCAACGCAUACCCAUACCCAUAGUUUCUGGCGGCUUCUUUCACUCUCACCGAUCACUCUCGGUUCUCUCGGGACACGUGGGCUCCGUUUCAUGCUUGGCCUUAUGCGGUGAGUUCAUCCUCAGUGCCUCGCAGGGUAAGGAUAUCAUAGUGUGGCAGCAACCAGAUUUGAGGGUAUUUGCAAAGUUCGGACAAGGAGAUGGAUCAGUGAAGGCACUUGCAACGGUUGGGAACAAGGUCUUCACCGCGCACCAAGAUAGCAGGAUCAGAGUUUGGAAGGUGUCAAGAAGCUCAGAGAACGUGUUCAAGCUCGUUGACACUCUUCCCACAACCAAGGACUAUUUGGGGAAGUUCAUGAAGCAGAGCAACUAUGUCCAAACCCGGAGGCACCACAAGCGUUUGUGGAUUGAACACGCGGAUAGCAUUUCAUGCUUGACGGUGUAUAACGGUUUUAUUUAUUCUGGGUCGUGGGACAAGACUCUUAAGGUGUGGAGGCUCUCGGAUUUGAAGUGUUUGGAGUCAAUAAAGGCUCAUGAUGAUGCUAUCAAUGGGUUGGUGGCGUGUAAAGGGGUUAUGUAUUCUGCUUCUGCGGAUGGAAAGAUUAAGGCUUGGGGGAGAAAAAAAGAUGGAAAGGGGGAGGAGCAUGGUUUGAAGGGGGUUUUGGAGGGUCAUAAAGAUGUUUCUUUUAAUGCUGUUGUUGUUUCUGAGGAUGGGAAAUGGGUUUAUGGAGGAGGGUCUGAUGGGUUUGUGAUGGGGUGGGAGGGGCUUGAGAGUUGCUGUUGGAAGCUGGUUUCUGAGACCAAGGCACAUGAGAUGGCUGUGUUGUGUAUGUGUUUAAUGGGGGAGAUUUUGUGCAGUGGAUCAGCGGAUAAAACCAUAGGGAUUUGGAGGAGAGAGACUUUUGGUAAGCUUUGUAAAGUUGGGGUCAUAAGUGGUCAUGAAGGGCCUGUCAAGUGUUUGCAGGCUUCACCUAAUAGGAUUGGUGGUGGCUUUUUGUUGUACAGUGGAAGCCUUGACAGAAGUGUUAGAGUUUGGUGGGUUCCAAGGUAUAAUAAUGAUGCAGAAGAACAAGUAGAGGAUAACAAUUCUACAAGAUGUUGAAGGCUGAGUGACUGAUGAAGCACACGAUCUAUUUUAACAGUGUCUGCCGUGCUUCCUUCUUGAUUAUUCAUUUUCUCCCUUGAAUUUGUUUUAGGAUGCUGAAAUACUGGAAUGAAGGGCAGAAUUGAAGAUUUUGUUUGUAUCUUGAAAUUGCUGUUUUGCUUUUCGGUUUGCAAAUGGUGUUGAUUUCAUAUUUUUUUUUUCUGAGCUGAUUGUAGAAUCUAAGGGUGAAAUUAGGGGGCAUAGCAGAGUGGUGUGUGGUUAUACUUUUGUUUUUUAAAUUUCAUUUUUGGAUUUGUAUACAAUUGUAACUAUGCCUGUAAAGGACUCCAUCUAUGGAAACAAAUCAUGUUCUUUUGUCA